Drosophila ananassae is the source of this 1545-nucleotide messenger RNA. It is a transcript of the gene sowah, whose product is annotated as caskin-1. Gene Ontology annotation, molecular function: protein binding. The coding region runs from base 322 to 1314 and encodes 330 amino acids. The record is from RefSeq and is a predicted model, not a curated record. Lineage: Eukaryota; Metazoa; Arthropoda; Insecta; Diptera; Drosophilidae. The transcript is spliced from 7 exons.
GGCUUUCGCACAGGAGCAAGGACACUCGAUCGCUGGUAUGGCUAGUCGCCGUUUCGUUGCAGGACACGACGGAGAUAUCCAUCUGCCAGAAAAAUGAAAUGAAGGGUUGUAAUUGCCGUUGAAGCUUCCAGGCCGGGCUCAAUGUGUUAUUAACUUGUUAAGCGAAAAUGGCACUUGUACUAUGCACUUACCACUGGCCUUAGCCAAAUCCUGCCAAUUAAUGUCCUUCUUUUUGAGAGUGGAGGGUUGAGUUUGUGUGCGCUUUUCUGAAUUAAUUCCCAAGAAUUUAUCCUUAUUAAUGGUUCUCUUUGUGUGUCUUUCAUGUUCAACAACGGAUAUCUGGGAGAACAGUAUACUGCUCUGCACUGGGCCGCCAAACAUGGUAAUGAAGAUGUGGUUAAGCUAAUUGCCGGAACCCAUAAGGCCGAUGUUAACGCCAGAACCAAUGGGGGUUAUACUCCACUUCACCUGGCAACACAAUUUGGCAGAGACAACAUAUUUGAAUUGCUUUGGAACACUUACAAGGCCAAUCGUGACAUAAUGGACUGGAGUGGCAACAAGCCCCUGGACUACAGUCGCCAGCGGUCCAGUGUUUCGGCAUCCACGUGCAGCAAAAUCAAGGCUCGCAAAAAGCAUACCAUCGAAAAAGAUUUGGGCUUCCUACGGAUUGGUUCACUGAAUGUCCGGGUAAAGAAGACAACCGAGGCUUUCAGCAAUUUCUUGGGAGUGGGCAAUGGCAGUGGGGUAGCACCGAUGGGUUACGGCAAUGGCGGGGGAACGGGAGCAGCAAGUCGCCCUCACCAUCGGUCUCACCGAGUCCCUCAUCAGCGUCAUCAUUAUCACGCUGGUACGACACGGAAUCGGCAUCCGAAUCAGAGGGCAGCGAUGAGCACACCCUACGGAACGAACGGGGUGGUACCAUCGAGGGCGAGCGUACCCAAUAACCGGAACAUCUACGACGGUGUCCACAAGUCGUGGGGAUCGGCGGAUAAUAUAACCCAGCGAUCAGAGGAACUAAUGCCGCCACCCAAAUCGGUGGAUUAUAUUAGCAAGCGCAACAAGUCCUCGAAGCGAUCCUCAUAUGCCUCCAAUGCCACCGAUUCGCCCCGUGACUCCAUCUGCUCCUCGCACUCUAGCUCGAACCUGAACAGUGGAUACAGCAGCAUGCCCACCACCCCGAAUCAGGUGCGCGCCCCCAAGGGGAUUGAUCCAUCGUUCGUUGUGGACUCCGACUCGGACUCUGCUUGUGGCUUCGAUUCCAGUUGGUCGGUGAACUUGCGGGGAUCCUCGAGCAGCAAUCCAUCACAAUCUUAAUUCCUAAAUAUAUCCAUAAAACUGCCUAACUUGAAGGCUAAAACUUACAACAUUGACCAUAUAAUCGGAAAAGUAUUUGCGUUUUAACAAACUAACCUAUAUAUUAUUCAUUACUUACGUUUUCGAAGCAUUUUUUAGUUUAAAUUAACAUUUCAUAAGUUUUCAAAAUUAAAUUUUUUUCAUAUAUUUAUAGUUUUUGAUGGGACAUGUUAAAAAAUAAAAUUUAUUGAA